AUGUUGCAGGAAACGCCAUCACCAACACCAAAGACGACUCAUACGUACGCUCGUCGCUUUGGUCGCACCUUCCACGGUCUCGAUCAUCUCACCAACGCCAGUUUGUGCUCCCGCGAUUUGGGAAAGGUGUUGGUUGACUGUCGACUACGUGUUUCAAAGUCGCAAUGGGGUUGCCUUGGGGUGCCUCCAGCUGGAAGUUCUGCGGCGAUUAUCUACAUGGAUAUCGCUUUCGACCAGCCUCAUAACUGUCGUCUGGCCAGUGGAACUGUUCUCGUCACCCUUGAUGAAGUGACCGCCCCAGCGGCUAUAGACAUAGUCCAUGACGAAUCCCUUCAAAUGACUGAUUACUACGGACCGAAACAUCUCAGCGGAGAAGCAAGAAGCGUUGCUAUCACGGAAACCGUGCAUCUGACACCGGAGUUGAAUGUUCUUGGAAGUGGAGCAAGUGGCAUUGGCGUGGAACGGGAAAAAGCAGCCAGCUACGACAGCCGUUGGUCAUUCACUGGCGGGCUGAUGACAGGAAGAAAGAGCAGUGCGGCCUACCAGACGCUGAAAUGGGAGCUUUGUGAAAACGAUCAGGGUGGCAGAUCGAGUCGUAGCAACGUUAUACAUACGGCAUUUACCCUGCAGCACAGCAAACAGCCGUUCAUCAUGCGGAUUGAGAUUCAGGGCCGACUCAAACGCUCCAGAGAUCGCUUCCGCCAGGGCAUACGGCACUUGAGGUUCCCGAGCUCUCAGGACCCCGACCAGGGCAAGAGCGCGACUCUGGUGUGUCCCAAUGCACGUAUCGGGAUCGAUCGGCCCCUUGAUACGCUAGCAAAGGGCCUGUGUAGUGCUAUGGAGCGUGAAAAUUACGCGAGGAUUCCGGUUGAGAUACCAGAUGCCCUGCCGGUAUCUUUUUCCAUGGACAACGGAGCUGCGCCAACUGUACCACAACUGCACCUAGCUACUCACACCCAAGCAGAUCAGCCUGGCAGAUUGAGGGUUACGUCUGAUUUACCAAGCGGAAUACUACUCUCCCCAGAUGACAUGGCUUCAAGCGCAACGACCAACAGGUCCUCGAGUGUUUCGAACUUCUCUUCCGCAGCAACUCUGAUAGAUACCAUUCAGCGUGGUAUGCGUGACAUGUCCCCCGAUCCGUAUUCCGCUAUCCUGGGGAGCGCCGUUGAAUCCUUAGAUGGUACCCAGCAAGAACGAUCAGCUCGGAAACGGCUAUUAUCGCCGCAGCCACCCUCUGAAGCCCCUGCCAGACAAGACGAAGCAAGCAAAAAGGAACCAGUAUUUGACCAUGACGAGAAUCCAAUGUUGGCCAUAUCUAAAUACCCGGUGUUGAUAUUUCUAGUGAAUGCCCUUGCCAGCAUUUUGGACUUGGUUUUUAUGCAGAAAGGGCCGAGGGAUGCCUUGGGAAAAGAUCCUAUAGUUGGUAAUAAAGCAAAUCAGGACCAGGGGAGUAUUAGCCCAGGGUCACCAUAUCCAGGGCAAUGGCCUCAGGACUGA
Messenger RNA from Aspergillus puulaauensis, 1497 nucleotides. RefSeq lists its product as uncharacterized. Lineage: Eukaryota; Fungi; Ascomycota; Eurotiomycetes; Eurotiales; Aspergillaceae. The coding region runs from base 1 to 1497 and encodes 498 amino acids. The transcript has a single exon. The record is from RefSeq and is a predicted model, not a curated record.